This is a messenger RNA of Necator americanus (New World hookworm), 441 nucleotides long. RefSeq lists its product as uncharacterized. Bases 1 to 441 code for a protein of 146 amino acids. The record is from RefSeq and is a predicted model, not a curated record. Lineage: Eukaryota; Metazoa; Nematoda; Chromadorea; Rhabditida; Ancylostomatidae. The transcript has a single exon.
AUGACUAUGGAGAAAGACUUCAAGAAGGAACUGAAUAGCAGAAUGAGAGCAGCGUGGACACCAUUUGCACCCAUCAAGGAAGCUACGGACGAACUGACGGACCAAGAUCUUCGUGCUCAUCUGUUUGACUCGGCACUUCUUCCAGCGCUCUGUUACGCAGCGGAGACGUGGGUAGACACCGUUGCCACUUCUAGUAAGCUACUUACUACUAACAGGGCUCUUGAGAGGUGUCUUCUGAAGUUUAACCGACGCACACAACACUUAACUGGUCUUCGCAGCUCCGACUCAAGAGGAAUGUCCCUUCUUCGCGACCCACCGGAAUAUAUAUCGAAAGCAAAGCAUAGAUGGGCCGGUCACAUUAUGAGAAGAAUCGAAGAUAGAUGGACUAAAAGAACGUUAGAGUGUAUCCCACACCACCCCAAUUGCCGUCAUAGGGGAUGA